GGUACGUAUAGGUAGACUCACAAUUCUAAUUUAUUAUUGUGUUUUCUAUAAUCAAGAGUUCAUAAUGAACUCUUGCUAUAAUUCAUGCAUAGUUGAGGACUUCAACCACGAUGCUAUUAUCCCAACAUUCAAUGAUGGAGUUUUCACUGUUGACAUAUCAUCUCUAAUUGACGAUGAUGUAAACGAAAGGAAUGAGGGUUUCUGGCUUUUGAUUGAAGUACAGAAUGAAGAUGAGAUGACAAUUGAAUUUGAGAGGAGUGGAUUAGCUCUUGUUAUAAUCGAAGAUAAUGAUCCCAUCAGUAUUGGAUUUUCUCUACCAGUGUACGAAACAAUGGAACAAAAUGGGCUGGUUGACGACCUCGUGUUUAUCAUGAAGGACGGCAAUGUGAAGUCUGAGCAGAUGCUUAAAGUCAUUGUCCUGACUGCAUCUGGCUCAGUUGAUAUGGGGGAUGACUUCUCGGCACAAACUAUGAUAGAGAUAGUGUUUCAACCUGAAGAUGUGGCAAUGUCAUUCCCAUUCCAAGUUAAUGAGGAUAAUAUUACAGAAGGAGUUGAGUAUUUUCCACUGUUUUUAUUAAUGGAUGAGAUCCAGCCAGGACUGCAAUUGAGUGCUAUAUCUGAUGCUAUGGUGAACAUUCAGGAUAAUGAUGAUGAGGAAAUGUGCUCUCGAGACAGUGACUGUGGUGACCGGGCCUCCUGUCAAAAUAGAACCUGUAUCUGUAACAAUGGUUUCUCUGGAGAUGGUCAAACAUGUACUGACAUUAACGAGUGCUUAUUGGAUAUACUGAACGAUUGCUCCUCUACUGCCGAGUGUAGCAACCUACCUGGCAGUUUCACCUGCUCUUGACUCCCUGGGUUAAUUGGAGAUGGAAGAAUCUGUGAAG
Messenger RNA from Halichondria panicea, 884 nucleotides. RefSeq lists its product as uncharacterized. NCBI's taxonomy places the organism in Eukaryota, Metazoa, Porifera, Demospongiae, Suberitida, Halichondriidae. The transcript is spliced from 5 exons. The record is from RefSeq and is a predicted model, not a curated record. Gene Ontology annotation, molecular function: calcium ion binding. Bases 65 to 847 code for a protein of 260 amino acids. Gene Ontology annotation, cellular component: membrane. Gene Ontology annotation, biological process: cell communication.